CUCAACAAAUAAACCAAAAUUAAGGUCUGGUGAUCUGGUCAGUAAUUAGAAACAUUUGAAUCAGUACACAUUUAAUCAUGUCUUCCAAGUAUUUAAUGCUGCUACUCGCGUUAGCAGCAGUUUACACAGCCGCAGCUGAAAACCUAGAGAGCUAUGAAGGAGCCCAACUCCUUCGAGUAAAACUUUCAACACCGGCCCAGCUUAAAGCCAUCAGCAUUCUCGAGACGUUGAACUUCAAAGUUGAUUUUUGGCUUGAACCAUCCACAAAGCAUCCGGUGGACAUUUAUGUUCCACAACAGCACCUUUCUUCUGUGAAGUUGUACCUCAAGGAGCAUGGCAUUGAGCACGAAGUCUCAAUUCCGGACGUUGGAGAGCUCAUUUCAGAACAAGCAAGAAGCGUUAUUGGGAUCCAACAAGAUGACGAAAUGACCUGGGAUGUUUAUCACAGAUACGACACGAUUAUGACCUUUGUGGAUCGUUUGGCUGCCGACUAUCCUGACCUGGCCACAGUGGAGAACUAUGGAGUUAGUACUGAAGGUCGACCUUUGAAUAUAAUCAAAAUAGGAAGAAACGACACAUCUGGAAAAGUGAAACCUGCAUUUUUCAUGGAUGGAGGAAUGCAUGCCAGGGAGUGGAUUAGUCCAGCCAUAGUGACCUGGUUUAUGCGAGAGCUCCUGGAAAAUCAAGCAGAAAACCAAGAUAUCUUAGAUGGCUUGGACAUUUACAUUACUCCAAUCGCCAAUCCUGAUGGGUAUGAAUUUACUCGCACGAACCAACGACUCUGGAGGAAAACAAGGUCUAAUCAGAAUUCUCCAGUGGGUUGCAUGGGAGUUGAUCCAAACAGAAAUUUUGAGGUUGAAUGGGGUGGUCCUGGAAGUUCUGGAGACAAAUGUUCCGAUAUCUACAGAGGACCGGAACCUUGGUCGGAACCAGAAACACGUGGCAUUAAGGAAUUUGUCGAACGGAAAUUGGAACAAGGAGUAAACUGGGUGGCUUAUUUUGCAGUUCACAGCUAUGCCCAAAUGUGGUUAGUCCCGUGGGGAUGGACGUACGACUUGCCCCCAACGUACGAAGAAUUAAUCCAAUUUGGUAACGUAGGCGCAAGUGCGCUUACUUCCAUUCACGGGACACGGUAUGAUGUUGGCAGCGUCACCGAAUUGUUGACUCCUGGAAGUGGGGGAAGUGACGACUGGGCGUACGGCUCUGGGAUUUUUCGCUACAGUCAGACCGUCGAGGUCAGAGAUACCGGUCGAUACGGGUUUGUCCUCCCUCCUGAUCAAAUUAUCCCAUGUGCUCAAGAAACGUUCGCAGCUAUUCAAGCUGUCUCCCGAUUCAUAAUCACGGGACAAAAAUAACUAAAUCAUUUAUUACAAAUUAUUGAAAUUAUUGUCAUUUUGCCAAAUUCGGAUUCAAUAAAUUAAUUUCAAGCGAA
This is a messenger RNA of Folsomia candida, 1432 nucleotides long. RefSeq names its product carboxypeptidase B. Gene Ontology annotation, biological process: proteolysis. Lineage: Eukaryota; Metazoa; Arthropoda; Collembola; Entomobryomorpha; Isotomidae. The record is from RefSeq and is a predicted model, not a curated record. Gene Ontology annotation, molecular function: metallocarboxypeptidase activity; zinc ion binding. The transcript is spliced from 8 exons. Bases 78 to 1355 code for a protein of 425 amino acids.